GUGCAAUUUCCAUCGAUGAGCACUGAUCACAAGUGCCCAUUCCAAGUGGACGUGUACUGUAGUGGUGGUCGAACACCACUGAUGGUUGCCGCGGCAAAUGCGAAUAUACCAAUGGUUAAGUGCGCUGAACGAGGCAUGCCGGGUGGGGUGUGCGCCCCUGGUGCAGCUACUCUUCCAGAACGGAGCAAUCGACCACGAGAACGUCGCGUUGGCGACUGCUGUGAAAGUCUGUAUUUGUUACUGGAUUUAAUUGCUUAUUAUCGAGUCAACAAGAAAGGAAUCGAUUUUGGACAAAUGACAAUCAAUCGAAAUCUUUUGCCAUCAACAGUAUUUCCGACGACAUCGUGCAUGUUGAACUGGCAUAAUGCGAGUUUAUCGGUCAUAGCUAAUGAAUGGUUACUAUCCGCAUGCUUACAACUAAAUCAACGACUCAGAACGUCGAGGAUGGCCUUGUCAGCGUUGACACGGAUUGAUAUCUCAUCAAAUCAGCUGAUAAAAUUGAACAGUUCAUUACUGCAACUACAAUCGCUGCGAAAUUUGAAUGCGGCAAAUAACGUGAUUGAAUUCAUCGAAAUGGAAUCGGACGAUUGGAAUGCACCAAUGCUGGAAAGUUUGUCAUUGGAACAUAACAAGAUCAAGUGCUUACCACCGCAGAUUUUUUCGUCGCGACUACCAAAUUUGAGCAUGUUAGACGUAUCACACAAUCAGUUGAUUAGUCUCCCGGAAACUCUGUGGUUAGCUCCGAGACUGCGUGAACUGAACGCGUCGAAUAAUUUGUUAAUGGCCAUACCACAGUCUGCGAGAGUAAGCUCGCACCCACCAUCCGUCGUCGGAGUACCCUCGUCCGGAUCGCAUGCCUCUUCGAUUGUAUCGACAGUGUCAUCAUCGCGCACAAAUUCGGUAUCAUCGCAGAAAUCCGCAACACCGAAUCGUCAUCACCCAGUGCAGGAACAUACGAAUCUGAUGAAUAAUUUGAUAAAUUCAUCGAGUAAUUUCACUGCUAGUGCUAACAAUAGCUAUAAUAAUAAUUAUAACAAUGGCGUGGUCGGGGGUACAAGUGCGGGCUCGAUAUGCGGUGAAUCACGCACAUUCCAUUCAACUAUCUCAACUGAAGAUUCGUUGAGUAUUAACGGACGAAUGGAUGAUCCGAAUAUUCAAAUACAUGAACUGAAAAGACAUAAUCUGUGGCAAGCCAGUGUGCGAUUAGCACGUUCAGAUGAAUCCGAUACUGAAGGCGGUACGAUAAUAUCAUCGUCAACGUUGAGCAUUUUGAAUCUUUCACAUAACAAUUUGAAAGUAUUACCGCCAUGUCUGGCUUGCUGUUGUCCAAGACUGGCACGUUUGAACGUCGCUUAUAACAAGUUGACAUCGCUGGGAGCUAUAGAGUGUCUCCCGUCAAGGCUGAGACAUUUGGACGUGUCGAAUAAUCAGCUGGUUUGUGCGUUUCAAAAGGUGAACAAUGCGCAACUGAUAUGCCAUGCGACGAGCAGUGCUAGUGGCACGUCGAUUUCGAACGGAAUGUCACAACUGAUACGACAGUCGAGUCCGACCAGGAACCCAAGUGGGACUUGCUUGAUUGAUUUGUUGACUUGA
This is a messenger RNA of Anisakis simplex (herring worm), 1593 nucleotides long. Lineage: Eukaryota; Metazoa; Nematoda; Chromadorea; Rhabditida; Anisakidae. The record is from the annotation of a GenBank genome assembly.